AGGCGCCCCGCCCGCCGCAGAGCGGGGUUCCUGCGUCCCGACGGUGCGCGGCGGCCGGACCGGGCUGGCGGGCUGGCGGGCGGAGCCGGGCCCGCGGGGCUGCUGCGGGGCGACCGGGCCGGGGCUGCGGGCUGCGCCAUGGACUCUCGUGUCCAGCCUGAGACCCAGCCUCGCUGAGCCGGCCGUCCCCAAGAGCUUCCUGCCAGGGAAGCCCCCAAGCACUGACCAUGUCUAUAAUGGACCACAGCCCCACCACGGGCGUGGUCACUGUCAUCGUCAUCCUCAUCGCCAUCGCCGCCCUGGGGGCCCUGAUCCUGGGCUGCUGGUGCUACCUGCGUCUGCAGCGCAUCAGCCAGUCCGAGGAUGAGGAGAGCAUCGUGGGGGAUGGCGAGACCAAGGAGCCCUUCCUGCUGGUGCAGUACUCUGCGAAGGGACAGUGCGUGGAGAGAAAGGCCAAGCUGAUGACCCCCAACGGCCCGGAAGUGCACGGCUGACCGACGAUGAGAGGCUCCUGGUCCAGUUUGCAGCCCGGCAAGAGGCGCCGGAAGGGGCGGAACCACAUGGACGUGCUGCCGGCUGAGCGCAAGGGUUGACACCUGCUGGCAUGGCCUCCGCGGGCUUGGUCAUCGCAUGCACUGACUCCCGGGGCCCAGCCGUCCUGGGCUCCCUGUCAGCCUCCAGGCGGGGCUGCCCAUUGCAGGCAGUGGGCAGGCCUGACCUUGCUGGGGCUCACGGCCCCGUAGCGCUUUUGUUACUUGAAUGUUGAGCUGAGCCUGUUUCUGACGGAGCUACUACUGUAACGCGUGAACUAACCAACCUGUGAACUGUACAUAGUCCCUCCUCCCCCCCACAAGCUUAAGCCUCGCUGCUGCUUUUCAAAAUUCCACAUGGAGCACGCGGGACGGGUUUGACGAGGACUGCGGCAGUGACGAGUCAGGCCCGCCCAGGCCUGGGUGCGCUUGGUGGGGAGGUGGGGAGGGGGCCCUGAGGUGUACCCCGCGCGUGUGUGUACGGGACGUGACCAGCUGGGCAGCUCUGGCGACCCCUGCUUGGUUAGGAAGGGAUGAUGGGACCGCACACGCCCCCUCCCCUGUUGUUACGGAGCAGUUCCUGUUAUGGUGGCGUUACCGCAAGGAAGCUACGCAGCCGCCUGGGAGCCGGUGACGGACAGGGAGUCCCGAGGGCUCUAGGCACCCUAGUAGCAGAGCGGUCUCUGCCCCCACGGUCUUGAGCGUGCUGUGUGCCGCUUAGCGCCGGCUUCGCUGCAGUCACCCCGGCCCUCGUACAGCCCCAGGGCCCCGGGCCACUGCUCCAAGUCUGAAACCCAAGCGGCCCGCAGAGAGGGAAGUUUUGUUUUCUGCUUUUGUAUUGAGUAUUUUCUGCACUGGAGGGGCGGGGAGGGUCUGUGAACUUCUCUCCUCUUCCCUUCGCAAGUCCGCUCCCUGCCCAGGGGUUCACUGUAGACUUCACUUCCCCAGGGGUUCUCUGUAGAAGGCUGACGCUCUCCCACCCCCCAGUCUGGCGCUGAAGGCACCGAGUGUCCACGGCAGCUCAUCUCUCGUGUGCACAUUCUUAGGAGCCACCAGACUGUUCCGGCCAGCCUGUGCCUGGUGCGUGGACGGUCCCCGCACGGGUUGGUGGCCCCUCGCGUGCACUUCGCUGAGCUCACCCUUUGACUCUGAGUCCCACCGCUGUAAGCACGUUCUCAGCCGUCGCCAUGACCACACGAUCGGCGUCCCCAUCGAAUAAUAAGCCGGAGACCAGCCUGGCAUGGCGGGCCCGGCCCCCCCGUGGCACGCUGGCCCUUGGCACUUGAGCCACCUGCAAGCAGUGUGGGCAGGAAGCCCAGCACUCCGGCCUCCGGGCUAGGUGGCCCCUUCUCAAGCCCUUACCCAGGCCUCUGCUAGGAGCCACGUCAGCCUAAAUCUACUUUCUAGAACCCCGGGGGGGAGCUGCAGGAACUGCUCAGCGGCAGUGAACUUGAAGCAAGAGCCGGUGGCUGGUGAGGCUGUCAGAGCUGGGGGUAGUGAGGAGACGCCACAGGUGGGCUUCCUGGGAACCCUGGCGGGGAGGCCCUGCAGGCUGGGUGGGCAGAUCACGUGGUGGUGGGGGGCCUAGGAGGGAGAAUAGUUCCCAGGUUGCCAACUGGAAGAUGGCUUUGCGAUCAGAAAAGUGUUGGUUCGAUCCGUCCCCCUUGGGUUUCACGACUUCGGGCUCGCUACCUCUGCUCACCGCAGCCGAGGCUGCUGCCGCGUGGGCUCGGGGACUGCACGUUCGGGGCCCCGAGCCUGACCCUGGAAUUGACCACCGCCCAGUAAAUCCGAUUCUGGAAUGAUUAAAGGCCGCUUUGUCAUCA
This is a messenger RNA of Oryctolagus cuniculus (rabbit), 2356 nucleotides long. RefSeq names its product stannin (gene SNN). NCBI's taxonomy places the organism in Eukaryota, Metazoa, Chordata, Mammalia, Lagomorpha, Leporidae. Gene Ontology annotation, cellular component: mitochondrial outer membrane. The record is from RefSeq and is a predicted model, not a curated record.